Messenger RNA from Penicillium angulare, 1125 nucleotides. RefSeq lists its product as uncharacterized. NCBI's taxonomy places the organism in Eukaryota, Fungi, Ascomycota, Eurotiomycetes, Eurotiales, Aspergillaceae. The record is from RefSeq and is a predicted model, not a curated record. Bases 1 to 1125 code for a protein of 374 amino acids. The transcript has a single exon.
AUGUUAUCCUCUCGUAUCUUCUAUGGCUUCCUGCUGGCUUUUUUUGCCCGGGCAGAUGUGACCAACGACCAUGACGGCCGCCUCAAAACUGCUGUUGUUCUAGACCAUCCCACAACCGGAGCUAGCACCACCCCAGAGGGCCGUACUUUCUUGAAGAUUGCACGCGUCGAUGGCACAAAUGGCUCCCAAAUUGUGGAAGUCAUCGGCAAGAACUAUACGCUUGUGCCAUAUCCAAAUGAGGCAUGGAAUUCGUGGAAUGCCACCUCAGAUAGUGAAGCCGACUCGGAGAGGAAAUACGUGUCAGCAAAUGCGCAGCGCGUCGGCCCUGACGGAAAUCUCUGGGUCAUAGACAGCGGAUCCCUGGAGGAAUUCCCCAAUUCGUCUAAGCUCAUUUCAUUCAAUUUGACCACCAACGAGGUCCACCGUAUCUACUACCUUGGCAAUACCACUACGACAAAGGGUUCGCUCAAUGAUGUGCGCUUUAAUGGCAAAUACGCCUACCUGACUGAGUACACCAUCGGAUCGAUCAUUGUGCUUGAUCUUGAAACCGGCGAUUCGCGCCAAGUGCUUCGGGAGCACAAGUCAACUGUUGCUUUGCUCCCUCUUUCAGCAGAGGGUAGCUUGAUGCGGUACUCUGCGACGGGCGAAUAUGCAUAUGUGAAUGCCGACCAGCUCGAGGUCUCGCCUGACGGCAAAUACUUCUACUAUCAACCUGGUAUUGGCUAUUUGUGGCGCAUUGAAACCAAGUAUCUGAACGGGGCUCUCCAUAACGAAACCCUCGCAGAUGAGUUGCCUAACUAUGUUGAGCCAUUCUCCCUGACACCUAGCACCGGUGGAACUGCCAUUGACGCCCAUGGUAACAUCUACUACAGUGAUGGGGAUCGCCAGGAGGUUCGAUCUGUGGCACCCAAUGGAACCACCACCUUGGUGGUACGCGAUUCCAGACUCUUGUGGGUCGAUGCCAUGUGGAUUGAUACGAAACAGCGUCUUUGGAUGUGUGCCUCGCAGCUCAACCACGGUGAUAUGUUUGUUCAGGCAAACAACCAGAGCAACACGCUCAAUAAGCCUAUAUAUGUUUACACUCUCGAUAUUGGCCACGGCCCUUCUCCUAUUGAUCAUGCUUAA